AUGUUUUCUCCGCCAAAAGUGCAUCCAUUUGAAGAAAAUUAUAUCCAGAAGGUGCUGAUGGACAUUGAACGCAGCCCAUUGUUGUAAUAUGAAACACCUUAGGAUCUUUAGUUAUUGUAAGUGGUUUUGCGAUCUUAUUUAGUAAAUCUUAAAGUUUAUUAUGUGAUGAUGAUCAGUAGUCACCAUUCUAAGCUGCUAGAAAUCUGCCACUUUAAAGGUUCAAUUCAGAGGUGUUCCAUGAUUUUUCAGGAUGCCAAUAGUAAAUAAUUGGAGACAAUAAUAAAUUUUUGAAAUCAAGAAAAUUUAGACCUGACUUAUCUAAAUUCUCAGGGGAUUUUGAAGUAUUACAUCAGAUUGGAAGAGGUUCAAAAGGAGUAGUUUAUAAAGUAUUAUCAAAAGUUGAUGGGUUGUAUUAUGCAGCAAAGAAAGUGCCUUUGGAGGAUAAUAUUCAAACAUUGACUUUGGAUGGGCAAGUGCAAUUUAAUUGCUGUUAUUAGCAUUAAGGAUUCUUAUACAUUAUAAUGGAGCAUUGCGAGUAUUCUUUAAAGCAAAGAUUGAUGUAAAGAGUGUAUGAGUCAGAGAUCAGACAGAUCAUCGUUGAUGUAUGCGAGGCUCUACAGAAUUUCCCUUAACCUCAUUUACAUAUACAUGGUGGAAACGUGUUGCUUAGCAAACAAAUGAAGUAUAAGUUAAGUGAUUAUGGAUAUUCAAAUAAUACAAUUCAUUCGGCACCUGAGCAGAUAAAGAGCAAAUUGUCGGACAUCUACUAGUUGGGUAUUUUGAUGAUGGAAUUGAUGCUUGAAAAGGAGAUUAGUUAAGUAAGUUCGUUGGUGUUGUAAAAGUUUGACAAUUUAUCUUACUAUUCGGUAUCAUUGAAAUAAUAAAUUAAAAAAAUGGUAUCAGCAAUUCCUGAUCAUAGACCUGAUAUCUAAUAAUUGAUAAAUUUUGCAAAAGUGAACUUAGAUUAAGAGUUGACCUUACUCCAAGAGUAAAAUGCUGAAUUGCAGAAAUAGAUAGAUGAAGUUAGACCAAGAGGCAGAAAAAGAAUUCAGAGUGAAUGA
Paramecium octaurelia is the source of this 1061-nucleotide messenger RNA. NCBI's taxonomy places the organism in Eukaryota, Ciliophora, Oligohymenophorea, Peniculida, Parameciidae. The record is from the annotation of a GenBank genome assembly.